Messenger RNA from Penicillium digitatum Pd1, 1656 nucleotides. NCBI's taxonomy places the organism in Eukaryota, Fungi, Ascomycota, Eurotiomycetes, Eurotiales, Aspergillaceae. The record is from RefSeq and is a predicted model, not a curated record.
AUGAUCAUGAGCACUCUUCAUCGACUGGAGACAAAAUUAGAAAACAUCCCAACUUCUAUUUUGAGUGAUCUGCAGUCUCUUCGGAGCCAGAUUCGUCCUCCUACUCAUGAACCACAGACGCAGCUAUCGCCUGCCUUCGGCGGUGAUGGCAACCAGCCUCUAUCAAUGCUGCCCCCUAUGGGGGAUAACUUCACACCCGCGGCAGCUGGGGAUGGAGAUGACUUUGAAUUUGAAGAGAAUCAAACAAAGUCAGACUCGGCAGGCCGGAUCUCUAUCUCUUUCAGUCAGCACGGUGUCAUAGUCUGGCCUGGAGCAAGACAGAUCCUCCCAAAGCAGUUGCUAGCCGCCUACGAAAUGCUCGGGAAAAACUAUGUCAUUGAAUUGGAAUCAACACGGCCUGCGCUGCCGAUGUUUGCCAGUCCAUAUCCGUUACAAGCGGGUGAUCACUGGCUAGAAGUACUUCCGUUAGCAAUGAUCAGAGGUCUGGCGGAUGCAUUCUUCAGUGUUUUUAACCCCUCCACGCCGAUUAUGGACAAAGGGUUCUUUUUUUCCUUCACUCUUGGCUCCGCCAUCGAGAGUGGCUUUGGGUCUAACCUAGAGAGCUGUCUAGUGCUUAACGUGCUAGCAUUGGGCUGUCUCGCUGUGCUCGCCCACCAAGAAGGAAACUAUCCUUUGCCAGGUGCUCAGGGCCAUCGAUUCGAACCCCCAGAAUGGAUGAACGUGGUUUACGAAGAGCAGCCUGGACUGCGAUUCUUCAACGAAGCUCGGCGACGUAUCGGCUUCUUGAUGUGCGACAAUGAUAUCCAAAGUUGCCAAUUCUACCUUCUUUCCUCCCAUAAUGUUAAUUUCAACGAGUGGGAAGGCGAUAUGAAAUCCCGUGUAUUCUGGAACUGUUUAAUGAACGAGACCAUUCUCGUCCAAGAGCUGCACCUCCCAUCAAGCGGCCUCUCCCGUCUCGAAGAACAAGUCCCAAUUCCAAAAUUCAUCGGCUUUGAAACAACCGGCUACGCCUCAACCCGUUUCACCUCAUCGGGCGUAGUUGACGACUCAUACUUCCAAUAUCAUUUCCUGGCUCAGGUAGCCCACCGCAUCAUCCUCACGCGGAUCCGCCAUUCCCUCUACUUCUACUGUGAGUUAUCCUGCCAUUCCCUCAAAGCCAAACUCCAUCCUCUCACACUCAUCCACCAUCUAGCGGACUCGGGAACCUUCCCCCUACCGGCAAUAAACACUGAGCUGCAUCAUCAACUAGAACAAUGGCGCACCAACCUCCCAGCAACAAUCCAAUUCAACAACGCCCCCUACUCUUCCCACCCAACUCCAGCAACCCCCUCCAUCCACCCCUCUCCAUCCGCCUCAAUAGCAUCUCCAGCGCACCUAUCUUCCCCGCGACCAAGACAAAAAGAUCCAAACCAACCCCUCUCCCCAGCAAUAGCAGUAACAGACGCCAUGCUCAAGGGCCGACACAUGAUCGCGCGCUUCCACAUCGGCCGCCCAUAUCUAUACAAAGCUCUCCGAAUCCCGCAUCUUCUAACAGAUGAAGACUUGGUGCAAGUGCGAAGCGGUCUCCAGAAUGCAAUGGACUGGCCGAUCACUCAAGGUAUCUUCCGGAAAAUGAAGAGCUGUAUUCCGAUCAAGUUUGCUUUUUGCUCGCAGUGA